Molecule: messenger RNA, 554 nt
Organism: Nerophis lumbriciformis (worm pipefish)
Lineage: Eukaryota; Metazoa; Chordata; Actinopteri; Syngnathiformes; Syngnathidae
Product: hemoglobin subunit alpha-1-like
Biological process (GO): hydrogen peroxide catabolic process; oxygen transport
Cellular component (GO): blood microparticle; hemoglobin complex; haptoglobin-hemoglobin complex
Molecular function (GO): peroxidase activity; haptoglobin binding; organic acid binding
Source: RefSeq, a predicted model, not a curated record
CCAUUUAGCCCCAAUAAAGACAUGCGACUUGCAGCAAGAUGAGUCUCACUCCCAAGGACAAGGCAACCGUCAAAGCCUUCUGGGCUACCAUCUCUGGUAAGGCGGACGCCAUCGGCCAUGCAGCUCUGUCCAGGAUGCUGAUCGUCUACCCCCAGACAAAGACAUACUUUUCCCAUUGGAAGGACUUGAGCCCCACUUCUCCUCUUGUGAAGAAGCACGGGAAGACGGUGAUGGGCGGCUUGGCUCUCGCUGUCAGCCAAAUGGACAACAUGAUCGAGGGUCUGCUUGACCUCAGCGAGCUGCACGCCUUCAAACUGAGAGUUGACCCUGCCAAUUUCAAGACUCUUAGCCACAACAUCCUUGUGGUGCUGGCCAUCAUGUACCCCAAGCAAUUCACCCCAGAGGUCCAUUUGGCCCUGGACAAGUUUUUGGCUUGCCUGGCUCUUGCUUUGGCUGAGAAAUACAGAUGAAGUUCACCAAGGCGGGAGCACAACAGUCCACAGGAAAUUAUUUCUGCUCUGCUGGGAUGAAUUUCAAUAAAUGAUUGAUGGCAA